Thlaspi arvense is the source of this 555-nucleotide messenger RNA. Lineage: Eukaryota; Viridiplantae; Streptophyta; Magnoliopsida; Brassicales; Brassicaceae. The record is from the annotation of a GenBank genome assembly.
AUGUCGAACCGAGGACGAGUUAAGAUUAGACGUGACAGUGUUUUGAAACUAGCCACUCCCAAUAUAUCUCAGAGACCAGGAGGAUCCACGCCGUCGAGAACUCCCACCCCUCUACCAAGCCAAUAUAACUUCACCCCAUCAUCCCAACCUCCGGUUACCGAGAUGCCCCAACCUCAAGUCCCCAUCUACUCACCUCAACCACAUUUCCGAGACUUUCCUCCGCCCCAACAACUUUUCCAUGAUUCUCCAUCACAACAACCUGAAAUCGGGAACUCCUCCUCAUCGCUUCAAAAUCAGAACUCUCCUUCGCCUCCAGUUCAGCCCUCUCCAGCGUCUACACAUCAUCACUCUCAAGCUCAGAGUAAUCAAUCUUCGGCAACUCACAACUUCCAUGGUGAAGACGACGAUGAAGUACCUCCACCUGAGCUGGUUCUCCAGGAAGACCUACAGCGUCUGUUGAAUGCCAUCCUUCUGGUGCCAGGCCAUGAAAAGUUUACCACUGUGCUAUCUCCCGAACAGAAGCCAAACACAACUUGGCUAAGCAUCGUUGUUUAG